UAAAGUUGUCAAGUUUUGUAGUUUAAUUAUUGUGUAUACUUAUAUGGCAAACAAUUUUAUGCACCAAAUUCUAAUGCGAAACUAAAAAGAUAAAACAAAGAAUAAAACUUAAAUUUGUACUUCUGUCCGUAACGUAACCCACAGACAAACAGGACCACACAACCCGUUGGCGGACGAGUCAUGGGCAAGGACUUCUACAAGAUCCUGGGGAUCGGUCGCGCUGCCAGCGAGGAGGAGAUCAAGAAGGCGUACCGCAAGCUGGCGCUGCGCUUCCAUCCGGACAAGAACAAACACUCCCAGGCCGAGGAGCGCUUCAAGGAGGUGGCCGAGGCGUACGAGAUCCUGUCGGACAAGAGGAAGCGCGACCUGUAUGACCAGCUGGGCGAGGAGGGUCUCCGACGGGGCGCGGCGGACCAGCGCAGCGAUCCCAGUGCCACACACAGAGGAAUGGCUGGCGGGGGCUUCAGCUAUCAGUUCCAUGGCGAUCCGCGCGCCACCUUUGCCCAGUUCUUUGGCUCCAGUGAUCCGUUCACCAUGUUCUUCGAGGACAUGGAGCACAUCUUCAUGUCCGACGGCGACUUCACGCUGGGUCGUUGGUUGGGCGGGUCGGGAUUGGGAUCGGGAUCUGAGGGAGGAAGUCUCGCGCAGGAUCCUCCCAUCGAGCACGAGCUGCACGUUGCACUCGAGGACAUCGCCAACGGAUGCACUAAGCGCAUGAAGGUCUCCUGGCUCGCGAUCUCGUCCAGCGGCGAGCCGAUCCGGGAACACAAGGUGCUUAACAUCGAUAUCCGACCGGGCUGGAAGGCCGGCACCAAGAUCACCUUCCGCAGGGAGGGCGAAAAGCUGCCUAACCGCGUGCCCGCCGACAUCGUGUUCACGAUCCGGGACAAGCCGCAUCCGAUCUUCCGCCGGGAGGGCAGUGACCUUCUCUACAAGGCGCACAUCUCGCUGAAGCAGGCGCUGUGCGGCACACACCUGGCCGUGCCCACGCUCCAGAGCGACCAGCUGGGGCUCUGCACCCAGGGCGAGGUGAUCAAGCCGCACUCAACGCGCCGCUUCCCGGGCUAUGGACUGCCCUGCCCCAAGGACAGCUCGCGUCGCGGUGCCAUCGUCGUCAGCUUCUCCAUCCAGUUCCCGGACUCCAUGUCCACGCAGCUCACAUCCUCGCUGGCCAGCCUCCUGCCCAACUGAUCCGUCCACAGCCACGUCGCAAUACGUGACCACAACAUUGACAGUACAAGUGUAUAGUAAAUUAUCUAAUGGGGA
Drosophila rhopaloa is the source of this 1266-nucleotide messenger RNA. Its product is annotated as dnaJ protein homolog 1. Gene Ontology annotation, biological process: negative regulation of transcription by RNA polymerase II. Bases 181 to 1191 code for a protein of 336 amino acids. Lineage: Eukaryota; Metazoa; Arthropoda; Insecta; Diptera; Drosophilidae. Gene Ontology annotation, cellular component: cytosol. The record is from RefSeq and is a predicted model, not a curated record. Gene Ontology annotation, molecular function: protein-folding chaperone binding. The transcript is spliced from 2 exons.